Molecule: messenger RNA, 657 nt
Organism: Rotaria sp. Silwood2
Lineage: Eukaryota; Metazoa; Rotifera; Eurotatoria; Philodinida; Philodinidae
Source: the annotation of a GenBank genome assembly
AUGUCGCUGGGGAGCAAAAAAAGAUGGUAUGAAUAUAAUACACAACAUAAGAUAAUUAAUUCUUCUGAUCAAUUGUCUAAAUUCAUACGACUUAUUUUAGUCAAUGCAUCUUCUGAACAAUGGUCUACAUCAUUAACCCUAAAUAAAUAUAUUAAUCAUGCUUUAACUGUAACACAUAUUCAUCAUAUAGAAAUUCAGGAACAUAUUUUUAUUGGUACAUUAAGAGAAAUUUUAUAUUUAUUACCUGAACUUGAUUCAUUAGAAAUUUUUUCUUUAUCAUUUUCACAAUCAACAUGUUUGUCGAGGGAAGAAAUUGAAGAUCUUUUAUUUUUAUCAACUAAAAAUCGAAUUACAAAACUUUGUUUAGAAAGGAUAAGUUUGAUAGAAGAAGUUUAUUUCCUGAUUGAAAUUUUUCCUCAUAUCAAUCAUCUUCAAAUCAAUUUGAUUCAUUCUAUGGAUAUUGAGUUAUUUGUACGACUUGUUUUAAUGCAAAUUAUGAUCAAAUCUAAUCAUCCACUUCGUUUAUUAUGUUUUUGUGUAGCAGCAGCCGAUGAUGAAAUGGUUCAAAAAUUAGAAAAAAUGAUCAAUAUAGAGAAUCUACUUGUUGAUUUUAUAGUUAAACGUGUAAUGAAUGAAAUCUAUUUACAAUGGAAAUAA